CGGGACAACGAGAGGCUGCGGCGGGAGCUGGAGAGCUGCGCCGAGAAGGCGAGCCGCAUCCAGAAGCUGGAGAGCGAGAUCCAGCGCAUCUCGGAGGAUUACGAAAACCUCGUCAAGGCGUCUUCCAAGCGGGAAGCCUUGGAGAAAGCCAUGAGGAACAAGAGGGAUUGUGAGAUGCGACGGCUGCAGGAUUUCAACCGAGACCUGAAAGAGAGGUUGGAAUCGGCGAACAGGCAGCUGGCUAGCAAGAACCAGGAAAACCAGGAGAGCAACCAGGGCAGCGUGGCCAAACUCCUGGCACAGAGAAUGCAGCCCUUGGCGGGCAGCCCGCGGGGGAGCGCAGCGGGGCCGGGCCCUGCUCAGGGAUUCCAGCAGGGAUGGGUGCUGCCCACCUCGCUGCGGCUCCGCACCCGCCUGGAGCAGGAGCUGAAGAUGCUGCGGGCUCAGCAGAGGCAGGCGGGCAUGGCCAGCGGGGGGACGCCGGAGCUGAGUGCCCACACGCUGUCGGAGCAGCUGAGGGAGAGGGAGGAGAAGAUCCUGGCGCUGGAGGCCGACAUGACCAAGUGGGAGCAGAAGUACCUGGAGGAGUGCACCAUGCGCCAGUUCGCCAUGGACGCCGCGGCCACGGCGGCCGCGCAGCGCGACACCACCCUCAUCAGCCACUCACCACGGCACUCCCCCAACAGCAGCUUCAACGAGGACCUGCUCCUGGCCAGCCACAAGCACCAGGAGAUGGAGAACAGGUUAAAAGCCCUUCAUGCCCAAAUCCUGGAGAAGGAUGCUGUCAUCAAGGUCCUGCAGCAGCGCUCACGGAGGGACCCCAGCAAAGCCCUUCAGGGCUCCCUGCGGCCGGCCAAAUCCGUGCCCUCCAUCUUCGCUGCCUCCGCCGCCCCGAGCUGGCCAGGGGCCGGCCAGAGUGACCGCUCAUCCGAGAGCAGCUCCCAUGGCAGCACAGAGUCUCCUCCAGCAGGCAAAGCCACCGUUGAAGGGACAGCAGUGUCCACUGCCCUUCCCCUGCCAUCCCACUCCAAGCACGGCAGCAAGGACGGCAGCACGCAGACAGACGGAGCGGCCGGGAGCAGCGAGCAGGGUGAGGGCACCGCAGUGCUGGAGAGCUCGGCCGCUGCUAGAGCCCUGGACCUGUCUGACAUGGUGGAGAUCCUGAUUUAAGGCCACCCAGGGCUGCAUGGUGGCCUCUCCACCCCUCCUGCCAGCAUGCUGGGAUGGAGAAGUGUCUGGGAAGGAGGGGCCGAGCCGGGAGCUCAACGCUGUCCUCUUGGUCUCGGCAGUGACUCCAGGAUGUGGCAGCGUCCCUCCUGCCAGCAUGUUGGGAUGGAGAAGCGUCUGGGAAGGAGGGGCCGAGCUGGGUGCUCAGCAGUGUCCCCUCGGUCUCAGCAGUGACUCCAGGAUGUGGCAGGGUCACUGUCCCCUCAGUGCCCACACAGGUCCCUGGCUGCGCAGGGCGCGCUGGAGCCCAGGGACCCUGCGGUGGCUCCAUCCCAACUUCAUCUACAUCCCAGCUCCCACUUCUGGUCUUGGCCAUCUGCACCCAGCCAGGUGCUUGGCUUCCAGCUGCAGAAUCCCUCUCUGAUGGCCCGAACUGUACCCACAAGCUGAACUCUCUGCACGAGGGCAGAGCUGGGAGGGAUCCUCUGCGCGUCCCAUCGACCACCCGGAUCCACGUGGCCAAGCCAAGCACUGGGAGCACCAAACUCCCAUCACCUGCGUCCUGCCAGUCAUGGGCUUUGUGAUGGGGUGACGGUGAAGCAAAAAUGACAAUGGAGGGGAUGAAGGGUGGAGGAAAAGUGGAGGUGAAAGGCUCUGAGGAUGGAGGCAGUGGGAUGUGCCACUCUUCUCCUGGCUCUGUCCCCUGGCUACUGGCAGCUGGCUUCUGCUUGUAGCCAGUGCCAACAUCCCGCUCCUUGGAGCUUCCCAUCCUUGCCCUUCAUGUAAAUAUAUAUAUUUUUCUUUAUUUCUUUCCCCUUUCAACAUGUGCAUUUGCUGGCCAACUGCAUUUUUUAUUUUUCUCUCCCCAGACACGUAAAAAAUGCGUUCGGUUCUCGUGCAUUGUUUACAAAAUGGAAAAGAAACAAAAAAUUAUGAAAGAGGAAAAAAGACCCCAAACCCCAUGACUUAAUAUAUUUUAUAUUAAUAUUGGUAUUUCUUUUUAAGUAUUUUUUUCGUGCUGUGAACUUUUUUUCCUGCCAAAGACGACAAGUUCUCGUUUGUGCGUUUUAAGUUAUCUUUAAGUAUUUAAACAUAAACCUGGCUGUUUCGUUAUGCCACCCUAUACCGAGAUUGCUGUAGCAUUCCACUUGGUAUAACAAUAUUUUAAUAAAAAAACCCAAAUAUUGA
This is a messenger RNA of Zonotrichia albicollis (white-throated sparrow), 2355 nucleotides long. NCBI's taxonomy places the organism in Eukaryota, Metazoa, Chordata, Aves, Passeriformes, Passerellidae. The record is from RefSeq and is a predicted model, not a curated record.